Triticum dicoccoides is the source of this 544-nucleotide messenger RNA. RefSeq lists its product as uncharacterized. Lineage: Eukaryota; Viridiplantae; Streptophyta; Magnoliopsida; Poales; Poaceae. The record is from RefSeq and is a predicted model, not a curated record. Bases 56 to 391 code for a protein of 111 amino acids. The transcript is spliced from 3 exons.
AAAAGUAAAAGCAAUCUAUCCUCUCCGUUCCGGCGCCGCCUAAGGUGAGAAGCUCAUGGCUAUGGCGAUGGCCACCGCCGAAGGCGACUCAAUCGAGUUUCCAGUUGACAGAUUUCCCCUGCCGGAUCUCGCCGGCGGAGACCCAUUUGUGACCGCCGGAAUCACCAAAAUUCUCGUAUGUGCGGCUGCUGAGUCCAGCAUUGGAGAUGCUGGAGAGGCGGCAGUCACCGUACAAUUAUAUUUGCACAGCACUUGCGAUGGAGUGGCCCUGUCAGCACCAACCUCCCAGCAAUCUUCACACAAAGACGGCCCUACAUCCCCUCGAUGGACACGAAGGGAAUCCCAAAGAAGAGUAACAUACGGACAUACAGAUGCAGAUGCCCUACAAUGAUACGGUUGCUUCGGUCUAAUGACAAUGGCUGGUACAUAAACGAGUACAGACCAGAUCACAAUCAUGCACUCACUGGAAAAUAUGGUGAGAAAGUUUACUGGCCUUCACACAGGCAUAUUGAUAUAUAUACACGGGGUGUUAUCAAACAGCUCC